AGCCCCUCCAUUGGCCAGCUCCGUAAAGUGAGGAACCUGUGAGGGGACAAGUCGGAACGAAGGAUUUUUACGCAGCCAGCGAGCUAGUCUAGAGAGACCCCGGAGUCUGUGAGCAAGGCCGCCGAGACCACGCCGCUGGAACUGCGCCCAAGACCCCUGCCUUCCGCUUUCCUCUUUCUCUUGCAGCCAUCAGCCUACAAAGACAUGACCACCAACGCCAGCCCCAUGCACCCAUACUGGCCUCGGCACCUGAGGCUGGACAACUUUGUGCCUAAUGACUGCCCCACUUGGCAUCUGCUGGCGGGCCUCUUCUCCAUCUCUGGGGUCUUGGUUGUGACCACAUGGCUGUUGUCAGGUCGUGCUGCGGUCGUCCCCCUGGGGACUUGGCGGCGACUAUCCCUGUGCUGGUUUGCAGUGUGUGGGUUCAUUCACAUGGUGAUUGAGGGCUGGUUCAGCCUCUACCACGAAGACCUUCUUGGAGACCAAGCUUUCUUGUCCCAACUCUGGAAGGAGUAUGCCAAGGGAGACAGCCGAUAUAUCCUGAGUGACAACUUCACGAUAUGCAUGGAGACCAUCACAGCUUGCCUUUGGGGACCACUCAGCCUAUGGGUGGUGAUCGCCUUUCUCCGCCAGCAGCCCCUCCGCUUUGUCUUACAGCUCGUGGUCUCUGUAGGUCAGAUCUAUGGGGAUGUGCUCUAUUUCCUAACAGAGCAGCGGGAUGGAUUCCAGCAUGGGGAGCUGGGCCACCCGCUCUACUUCUGGUUUUACUUUGUCUUCAUGAACGGCCUGUGGCUGGUGCUGCCUGGAAUCCUUGUGCUCGAUUCUGUAAAGCAGCUCGCUCAUGCCCAGAGCAUGCUGGACACCAAAACCACAAAAGCCAAGAGCAAGCUGAACUAAUAAGUAGUAGGCUGGGCUUGAACACUGUGAUGAGGAACCCUCCACCAGGAAGAAGAGUCCAGUCCUGCAGGUUGGAGGGACAAAGCAAAUUAAUCUGUCAAACUCGGGUUGAUGGGUAAGCACCAGAAGGGCCAGAGGCAGGGGCAAGAAAGGGGCUGUGUGGAGCUACAGCCAGGAGCCACUGGGACAAAGGUACAGAAGAAACUAGAAGGGCCAUGAUGGUGGCAGUUUUUAAAAUCAGGAAAUAAAAGAUCUUGACUCUAA
Enhydra lutris kenyoni (northern sea otter) is the source of this 1161-nucleotide messenger RNA. It is a transcript of the gene EBP, whose product is annotated as emopamil binding protein (sterol isomerase). Gene Ontology annotation, biological process: cholesterol biosynthetic process. Lineage: Eukaryota; Metazoa; Chordata; Mammalia; Carnivora; Mustelidae. The transcript has 6 exons. Gene Ontology annotation, cellular component: membrane; endoplasmic reticulum. The record is from RefSeq and is a predicted model, not a curated record. Gene Ontology annotation, molecular function: cholestenol delta-isomerase activity; C-8 sterol isomerase activity; steroid Delta-isomerase activity. Bases 205 to 897 code for a protein of 230 amino acids.